This is a messenger RNA of Rotaria sp. Silwood2, 1803 nucleotides long. The record is from the annotation of a GenBank genome assembly. NCBI's taxonomy places the organism in Eukaryota, Metazoa, Rotifera, Eurotatoria, Philodinida, Philodinidae.
AUGAGAUGUAUAGCUGCCAAUCGAUCUGUCCUUACAGUACUCGAUCAAAAUGCUACACUAUCUGAUAGUAAUGACAAUAAUAAAACGGCGACGACAAAUGAUAUUCAAUGUAUGGAUAUUAUUCAAUUUGCUGAUGGGUGGUAUUCAUAUCCUGAUUUGAAUACAUUUAACAGUGAUUUACUUCUUGAUACACUUACAAUUCGACAUAUCAAAUCAUCAAAAGCUAUAUCUCCUUGGAAUAUGAAAGCAGAUAAUCCGACUAUUAUUCCACUUACUGAAAUUGCAACGCGUCAACUUGAAGCACUCUUCAAUUUAUCACAAUUGCUUUUCGGUUUAGCUCGAGCAGAACAAUCGAAUUAUACAUUUCGAGAUCUACAAUUAGGCCAACAUCCAAAGCAAUUUCAUGAAGCUGGAUUCAAUAAAUUCCCGAAUAAUCAUCGACCUAUUGAUUUCUUUGCUAUUUUUCAACUUGUUGUUAAUGAUGUUAUCAAAUCAGGUGCUAUUGAUGUUGUUUUUAUGAUGUACAAAGAUCCUCGUAUUCGAUGUGUUAAACAAAAAUGUCUUGAUUUAUUAAGUAAUGUUGCAACUAUACCUGAAGUUGCACGUAUUAUUCUUGAUCAUUAUUAUGAAUUUCUUAUUCAAUUAGUACAAGGUAUUCGUGAUGGACAUUUAAUUGAAGAAAAGAUUCCAUCAUUAUCUGUUCUUUUACGUUUAUGUAAAGUAAUCGUCGAUAAAAAUUUAAUUGAAUCAUAUCAACACUUAAUAGAUUUGCAAUUUAUUGAUAUUGUUAUUGAUCUAUUUGAUAAUAAUGAACAUAAAUAUAUUGAUUUUGUUGUUUAUUUUAUUAAAUUUGAAUCACUUGCACUUCAAUGUCUUAAUAUAAUGUUACAAUGUGCUGAACAUGUUGAUAUGUGGUCAGAAAGAGCACAAAUUCGUUUAGUAAAUUAUUGUUGUACAUUAUUACAUAAAUCUGUAUUGGAUGAUGAACAUAAAUAUCAUCAUAAAAAACAAAUUGAAUUAAAUCAUCUUAUUUAUGCUGAACAACAUUCGAUUAUUCAUUCACUAAGUUAUGCAAUUUUAACAUUUUUAAGUGUUGUCCGAUGUCGAAAAGAAAUAGGAACAUUUUAUCGUGAAAAUGAACAUUUUAGAGAAUUACUUAGUGCAAUGAGACAUAAAUAUGGACCUCGAAGUGAAUUUAUGUCACGUGAUCCAUCAAUAUCUAAUGCACUUAAUCAAAUUGCUAAUGUUCUUUUUGAUCGACAUCAGCGAAAGAAAAAGCGACAUCAUUAUUAUUAUCAACAACAAUCCAAAGAUUAUAUGAAACAAAAUCCAUAUGAUCAAUGUCAAGAUGAAGAAGACGAUAAUGAUGAAAAUCGACAAUAUCGUAAAUGUUCAAAUUCUUUAUGUCAAAUAAUUGAAAACGAUCAAGUAAAAUUUCAACAUUGUCCUCAUUGCCAUAAGUUAUCAUAUUGCAGUCAAUAUUGUCGGGAAAUUCAUUGGACACUCAAUCAUAACUUAUCGUGUCGAUCGAUUAAUCAUAAUGGAAAGAAAGAUGACUCGACUGUCUUAUGUACAAUAAAUCGAUGUUCUGAAACAUUACCAGCACCAUAUCAAGAAAAUAAUACAUUGUCGAUGUUUCACAACUCGACAUUCGAAACCUUACCCGUACAGAUGUCACAACCAAUUAUUGAGCCAACAGCCGAGAUUACAAAUGAACUGUGUUAUCCACCUUCAUCAUCAUCCACUACAACUACCAAAAAGAAGUCGUUUAAAACUUUAUUAUCACUUCUUCGUUUUUGGUAG